AGUACACAUCAACCUACCACCACAAUUUCUAAAAUGUCAUCGCUUUGUAGGUUAGAAACAUAGAAAACAUACUCGUACAAAAUCCCGAUUCCACGAAAGAAAAAAACACAAAAUUAAGUCGUCAGUUUAAAAUUAAUCGUACAUAUCUCGAAAACCCGCCAAAAUGACCAUAGACAGAGCAGCCACAGACCCCACAAACUCCUCACUCGAAACCGACUACGACGAAAAGACAGGCGUAAGCGACUCCAACGAAGAACCAGCGACUCCUCCCUCCGAGAAAACCGAAGAAGAACCGGAAUGGACCGACCUCCUGGGCAGCGGCAGCGUCAUGAAGAAGAUAAUCACCCAGGGGAGCCCCAACACCAGACCCGACAGACGCAUGAAGUGCGUGGUAAACUAUGAGUUGACCCUGGCAGACGGCAAGCUCGUGGAGCGCAAAGACAACGUGGAGAUCCAGCUGGGGGACUGCGACGUGGUGCAGGGGCUGGACGUAGCCGUAGGGCUGAUGAACGUGGGCGAGAAGUGCAGGCUGAAAAUCGAGCCCCGACUGGCCUUCGGCACCGUGGGGCUGUCGCCGAAGAUCCCGCCGAAUGCGAAGGUGGUGUACGACGUGGAGCUGGUGGCGGCGGAGCCGGAGGAGGACCCAGAGAGUUUGUCGAUUUUAGAACGGAAAUUGCAAGGAAACAAAAAGCGGGAGCGCGGGAACUGGUGGUACGGCAGGGGUGAAAACACCCUCGCGAUCCAAUGCUACCGACGAGCCCUAGACUUUCUGGAUGAAGUAGAGGGUGGUAUUACCCCCACCGAGAAGAAAUCGGAAGAGGUGUCAGAUUCCGCGCUUCAAGACUUGCUGGAGGACCGGAUUAGUGUGUGUAAUAACAUGGCCGCGGCCCAAAUUAAACUGGAAUUGUACGAUGCGGCCCUGAAUUCCCUGCAGACUGUGUUGAGGUGUCAGCCUAAUAACGUUAAGGCGUUGUUCAGGAAAGCCAAAGUGCACAAGGCGAAGAAUGACUUAAAUGCCGCUGUUAAGUGUCUUAAAAAGGCCGACGAAGUUUCGCCUAGUAAUCCUGAUGUACAAAAAGAACUGGCGUCGAUUAAUAAGUUGAUGCAGAAGCAGAAGGCUAGUGAGAGGGAGUUGGCGAGGAGGAUGUUUGGGGAUAGGAAGACGAGCGUGAAAGAGAAAAAGAAUGAGUCCAAACAUAAUAUCCUUUUAUGGAGUGCGACGCUAGCGGCGAGUUUCGCAAUCGGUCUGGUGGGGAUCGCCGCCUACAGGUUGAAGUUCGCAUGAUGGGUUUUAUAUACACUGGUAAUAGGCAUUUAUGUAAAUUUAUUGUUCCUUGGUUAUAGAGUUGGUUGUUAUUGUAUUUUUCAUGUAUGAAUAAACUUAACCUCAGCACCCUCUGUAGGUAACUCCAAAGUCGAAACAA
This is a messenger RNA of Zophobas morio, 1424 nucleotides long. RefSeq names its product peptidyl-prolyl cis-trans isomerase FKBP8. Gene Ontology annotation, biological process: protein folding; negative regulation of apoptotic process. The record is from RefSeq and is a predicted model, not a curated record. Bases 164 to 1285 code for a protein of 373 amino acids. Gene Ontology annotation, molecular function: protein binding; peptidyl-prolyl cis-trans isomerase activity; protein folding chaperone. Gene Ontology annotation, cellular component: membrane; mitochondrial envelope; cytosol. The transcript has 4 exons. Lineage: Eukaryota; Metazoa; Arthropoda; Insecta; Coleoptera; Tenebrionidae.